AUGGUGAGAUUAAAUUUGUAUUUAAUUAUCAUUUUGAACCACGGAAGAGUGGUUCUAUGGUUAAUUACAUCUCCCUUCUUCCUUAAUAGUGGUUAUGAGUCUUUCAAUAAUAUCAAAUUAUCCCCUUUAGUCCCUUAUUUGGAAGUAAAGUUUUCCAUGAAAACAGACGUAUGGAUGUUUGAUAAAAGUUUUCAUAAAGUUCGAGGUAUGGAUGUUUUAUGGUCGUGUACUUUUGUUCGGUGUUUUGUUUUUUUUGAAUUUUUCUUUUUUCAGAAUUUAAACGACUAUAGCGGGAUCAUUUGGCUGUAA
This is a messenger RNA of Scheffersomyces coipomensis, 309 nucleotides long. RefSeq lists its product as uncharacterized. Bases 1 to 309 code for a protein of 102 amino acids. NCBI's taxonomy places the organism in Eukaryota, Fungi, Ascomycota, Pichiomycetes, Serinales, Debaryomycetaceae. The record is from RefSeq and is a predicted model, not a curated record. The transcript has a single exon.